UAAGAAAAUAUUAAAAGGAUGGGAUCAUGAGUCAAUACCCUCUCUAGAAGCCACGUCAAUCGAAGAUAUCGAGAUUUAUCUAGAUGAAGAUACCGCUAUAUCAGCUCUAAAAACGUACUAAACGCGUUCCAGUUGCAAUGAACGAUGCGCAAGGAAAUUUUUAUAGUGCUGUUUACUGUUUUUCAAGUGAUAGUUGGACAGAUAUUGCAAUUCGGAGAAUGCAAGGAUGUGAAAACUAUGGAGUUAUUCCAGAUUGAUAAGUUCCUCGGCAAAUGGUACGUAAUAGAGAAAUUCCCAAUCUGGUACGAAACGGACGGUCACUGUGCCCUCAAAGUGUUCCAGCUUUGCGGGCGUCGAGUGAGGAUCCAGAGCGGGUACAUCAAAGGUGACAUACAGUAUGUGCUUCAUGUAAACAGUUCGUACUCGUCUGGUGACGAAGCCGUGUUCCCUAUAGAAGCGAAUAAUGUAGACCCGGUCGGUGUGCCCCUGUCUGUUGUAUCAACGGAUUAUACGAAUUAUUCAGUGCUUUACGGCUGCAGAGUAAAUGGAAAUUUACAAUUGAAAUAUGUCAAUGCCUGGAUACUUUCACGAAGUACAACACUAUCAGAUGAUCUACUAGAACAAGCGCGUCACCAACUAAAACUGCUGCCUGAUGCCAAUACUGUGUAUUUAAAGAAAGAAGACCACAGUGAUUGCAGUUAUCAAUGGACUGCACAAAUACAUGCUGUUAAUAUAAAUAGUGAUAUUGAAACUAUGGACGAAACACAGGAAUGUAAAUAAGAUACUGUAAUAUAAUUUUGUACUGGA
Messenger RNA from Colias croceus (clouded yellow), 807 nucleotides. RefSeq names its product lopap-like. Lineage: Eukaryota; Metazoa; Arthropoda; Insecta; Lepidoptera; Pieridae. The transcript is spliced from 4 exons. The record is from RefSeq and is a predicted model, not a curated record. The coding region runs from base 145 to 780 and encodes 211 amino acids. Gene Ontology annotation, molecular function: pigment binding.